This is a messenger RNA of Molossus molossus (Pallas's mastiff bat), 963 nucleotides long. RefSeq names its product olfactory receptor 13C8. The transcript has a single exon. The coding region runs from base 1 to 963 and encodes 320 amino acids. NCBI's taxonomy places the organism in Eukaryota, Metazoa, Chordata, Mammalia, Chiroptera, Molossidae. Gene Ontology annotation, molecular function: olfactory receptor activity; G protein-coupled receptor activity. The record is from RefSeq and is a predicted model, not a curated record. Gene Ontology annotation, cellular component: membrane. Gene Ontology annotation, biological process: G protein-coupled receptor signaling pathway.
AUGGAAAGGACAAAUGAUUCCAUAUUAACAGAAUUUGUCCUGGUUGGACUUUCUGCCCACCCAAAGCUCCAGACAGUUUUCUUUGUGCUAGUUUUGUGGAUGUACCUGAUGAUCCUACUGGGAAACGGAGUUCUUAUCUCGGUAAUCAUCUACAAUUCUCACUUGCACUCCCCCAUGUAUUUCUUCCUCUGUAAUCUUUCCUUCCUGGACAUUUGCUAUGCAAGCUCUUCUGUCCCACUGAUUCUUGACAGUUUUCUGACAGUAAGGAAACAUGUUUCCUUCUCUGGGUGCAUGGUACAAAUGUUUAUCUCCUUUGCCAUGGGGGCCACAGAGUGUAUGCUUCUAGGAAUGAUGGCACUUGACCGCUAUGUGGCCAUCUGCUACCCACUGAGAUACCCUGUCAUCAUGAGCAAAGGUACCUAUGUGCUCAUGGCAGCUGGGUCCUGGGUCUCUGGGAUUGUAGAUUCGGUGGUGCAGACAUCUCUCGCAAUGCAAUUACCAUUCUGUGCUAACAAUGUCAUUAACCAUUUUGUCUGUGAAAUUCUGGCUAUCCUAAAACUGGCCUGUGCUGACAUUUCAAUCAAUGUGAUCAGCAUGGCAGGCUCAAAUCUGACUGUUCUAGUUAUUCCAUUGCUAGUCAUAUCCUUUUCUUACAUUUUUAUUGUUGCCACUAUUCUGAGGAUCCCUACCACUGAAGGAAAACGUAAAGCCUUCUACACCUGCUCAGCACACCUGACAGUGGUGAUUAUAUUCUACGGAACCAUUUUCUUCAUGUAUUCAAAGCCCAAGUCUAAAAGGUCUGUUGGUACAGAUAAUCAAGACAUCACUGAGGCCCUCAUCUCCCUCUUCUAUGGAGUGAUGACUCCCAUGCUCAAUCCUCUCAUCUAUAGUCUGCGGAACAAGGAUGUCAAGACUGCGGUGAAGAACAUGCUGGGCAGGAAAAACCUCUCUGAUGGAGUAUAA